Xenopus laevis (African clawed frog) is the source of this 3607-nucleotide messenger RNA. RefSeq names its product coiled-coil and C2 domain containing 1A L homeolog (gene cc2d1a.L). Gene Ontology annotation, molecular function: DNA-binding transcription repressor activity, RNA polymerase II-specific. The record is from RefSeq and is a predicted model, not a curated record. The transcript is spliced from 30 exons. Gene Ontology annotation, biological process: negative regulation of transcription by RNA polymerase II. NCBI's taxonomy places the organism in Eukaryota, Metazoa, Chordata, Amphibia, Anura, Pipidae. Bases 118 to 3066 code for a protein of 982 amino acids.
UAGUUCCCUGGCUGUCACACGACGUCACAUGCGGACGCGGAAGUGUUAUGGUUACAGGCAGAGCUGGGUUAAAUUCUCAGUCGGGAAUAAUCGGAUUGUUUCGGUGCCGGGACAGAUAUGAGUGGCCGGAAAGAAGCCCGCGGGGGAGGAAAAGGCGCUCCUGCUGCGCCCAAAAGGCCCCCUUUCCUGCUGGGAGGCUUCCCUACAGAUGAUGAUCUAGAGGACGAUGGUAGUUUGGAAGCAGAACUUCUGGCUCUGACUGGUGGCCACCAAUCAAAGGGCAAGGAAAAGCCCAAAGGGAAAGCCCCUCUGCCCAUGGAGGCCAUUGAGAAGAUGGCAGCUCUCUGUAUGCAAGACGUUGAGGAUGAUGAUGGAGAAGAUUUGGAUGAUGAUGAGGACUUGUUGGCAGAGUUGGAUGAGGUCUUGGGAGAUGAAGCAGAAGAGGAGCCCAAGGUUGCAGCCCCUGCUCCACAGGCUGCCCCAUCUUCAGAAAGGGGGAUGGAGAGUACACUCACUGAGCGUUUGGCAAUGUACAAAGAAGCUCUGGCUAAUUCCAAGCAAGGAGGAGAAACGAGCAAAGCCAGAAGAUAUGAGAGAGGGGUAAAGACAUUAGAAGACAUGAUCCGUUCAGUUCAGAAGGGCAAAUCUGUGUCUCCGGAUGACAUUCCUCCUCCAGUUGCUGUUGGAAAAAGCCAGAAUGCCCCAGUUACCCUGCCUGCUGCCCCCUUGUUAGAGCAACCCCUACAGCCUCAGCCAGUGAUUCCUUUGCUUAAGGAACCCCCUCAGCCACCUGCACCCCUCAGGCCUCCUCCCCAGGUGCCUGCUAAACCUCAGAUGCCUCCUCCCCAGGUGCCUGCUAAACCUCAGAUGCUUCCAAAACCUUUGAGCUCACCAGUAGCAGUUCCAUCACCUGCUCCAACUGUCCCAAGCACAGUGCCAAAUGAAGAUAGGGCACGAGUCCUGGAACGACAAAGGGAAUAUAAACUGGCAGCUCUUCAGAGCAAGCAGCAGGGAGAUACAGAAAUGGCAAGCAAGUACUACCGCAUUGCCAAGUCCCUGGAUCCAAUGCUUUCUUCACUAGACUCUGGUGCGAAAGUGGAUACAAAAAUCCUCCCCCCACCUCCAGACAAGUUGCCUAAACCAUUGGCAGCUCAGAAUUCUGAAAAUGCAACGCCCCCUACAUCCUCAAACAAUGUGCCUGUAAAUAAGCCAGUAGUUGUCCAGACUCCUGUAAAUACAGGUCCCCCUCCAUCCUCAGAUCCCCCACCAGCCCCACGAGACACCCUAGAAGCUCUGCAGCAGAGGAUGGAUCGAUACCGCAGUGCAUCAGAGCAGGCAAAGAGCAAUGGAGAUGACCGCAAAGCACGCAUGCAUGAACGUAUUGUGAAGCAAUACCAGGAUGCCAUCCGCAGCCACAAGGCAGGGAAACCGGUGAAUCUGGCAGAGCUUCCUGUUCCACCAGGAUUUCCUCCAAUCCUGGGAUCCGAAUCAUCAACGCAGGAGCAAAGCAUUGUAGGAGUACUGGAGACAGCCAUGAAGCUGGCCAAUCAAAAAGAAGGAGAUGGUGAUGAUGACAGUGAUGAGGAGGGUGAAAAGCCGGCAGAGACGCAGAAGCCUGCUCCACAUCCCAGGCCAGCAGGACAACCUCAGCAAGCAGCACUCAAGGUUACCCCUUCCAAGAGCCCCAAAAUGUCUGGAAAAGCACAACAGCAACUUGACUUUCUAGAAGGACGAAAGAAGCAGCUUCUGGCUGCCGCCCUCCGCUCCAAACAACAGCGUGACCUAGAGGGGGCCAAGAAUUUCCUUCGCCAAUCCAAAGGCCUGGAGCCUAUGAUAGAAGCUGCACGUGGAGGAUUGCCUGUAGAUAUCACCAAGGUACCGCCUGCACCCAUAAAUGAGGCCGAUUUCAGCCUGAACCAGCAGAGGAGAGGGGGAGGAAGUCUUAAUACCGAGAAAUACCAACAACUGAUGGAAAAAUUAAAAGAACAACAUGAGAUGUGUGUGUCUUAUUCCAGGCAAUUCACUCACUUGGGAAACAUCACAGAAACAGCAAAGUAUGAGAAGUUAGCAGAGGAGUGCAUGAAGUACAUUGAUUUGCUGAAGCAGGCUCAUUCCAGGGGUCUCCCUGUCCCUGGCUAUCACUUUGAAGAGAGAACUAUCAACAUCAUGAAGAUCUUCCCAGAGCUGAGCAGUGCGGAUCUGGUACUGAUUGUAGCCAAAGCAGUCAACCUGCCAAUACCAUCAGGAUCAUCCCCUCAUGAUAUGGACACCUUUGUUCGCUUUGAGUUUGCCUAUCCCAGUCUGGAGGAAGCCCAGAAGGACAAAACAAAUGUAAUAAAGAGCAGUAAUUCUCCAGUGUUUAAGGAGAGGUUCACGCUACACAUAAACCGAAAUCACCGGGGUCUUAAGAGAGCCAUCCAAGCAAAGGGGAUCAAAUUCGAGAUCAUCCAGAAGGGGGGUCUUUUUAAGUCAGACCGUCUGCUGGGGACUUCACAACUCAAACUGGAAGCUCUGGAGAGCAGCUGUGAAAUCCGGGAUAUACUGGAGGUGAUGGAUGGUCGCAAAACCACAGGGGGCAAGUUAGAGGUGAUCGUCAGAAUCCGGGAGCCCCUCACAUCUCAACAGCUUAGCAGCACCACUGAGAAAUGGCUAGUUAUUGACCCCAUCACCUUGCCUCCGGUAUCUGCUCCAAAACCUAAACAGACAGCUCCAGUAAAACCUGCAAGCAGCAGCACACAGACUCUUCAUAGUCUGACUGUUCUAGCGUAUGACAAGGAUAAACUGGAGAAAAAGAUCCUUUCAUACAAGCAGCAGCACCGUGCAGUCCCUGAUGACCUCAUUGCCCAGAUUGAUGAUAUCACACGGCGCAGCCAGCAGCAAAUACAGCUUCUGAGGCAAGGAGGACCUUCUGUUCGAGCUGAAUAUGUGCGGCAGCUGGAACGCUACCUUCAGUUUUAUGGAGAGUCUGCACGGCGCCUCGGACAGGAGGGCAAUAGGGAGGCAGCCAAAGAUGCACUAUACAAGAGGACUCUAGUAAGCAAUGAGCUGCAGAAAUUUAAUCAAUGAAGGAUAUUCCGAUUGGAGUGACAAUGGAUAAUGAUUCUGGUGCCUUAUUGCUUCUACAUUGAAUGACUCCACCAUACUUGCUGCUGCCUCUCAUGCCUUCGCCCUCAUUGUUGCCGUCAUGUACGGAGCGUAGAGACAAUCAGAACCCGUGCGGAACUUUAUGAAUGACCUGUCAGAACACUACCAAAGAAACCAGCAUUAUGAGCAAGUGUGUACAUUGCACGUAGGCCUGUGUGAUCGCUUAGUUUUGAGUGCAAGCUGCUCUCCCCUCCUCUCGCUUGCUCUGUAUGUGUGUGUCGUCUUUCCAUCCCGAGCCGUAACACAAUCACCAUAACUGCUUCUUUGUGCACCACGGAGGGUUUGUGUGAGAGCGAGUGUGAUACGGCUUGGAACAUUUCGGUUUGAGAGACAAAAGGGAUUUGGUUGUUAGAGACUGAGAAUAAAGACCUUUAAAUAGAUCCCGUAGUCAUGUAAGUGUCCAUGCUUGUGUGUAACUGUCCGUUAAGGUACAUAUAUAUAUAUAAAUAUACAUUUCCUUGUA